This is a messenger RNA of Penaeus monodon (black tiger shrimp), 1493 nucleotides long. RefSeq lists its product as uncharacterized. Bases 93 to 914 code for a protein of 273 amino acids. The record is from RefSeq and is a predicted model, not a curated record. The transcript has 9 exons. NCBI's taxonomy places the organism in Eukaryota, Metazoa, Arthropoda, Malacostraca, Decapoda, Penaeidae.
UCAAAUAAAUACCACGGCGCGUUCGUCGAGAAGCACAGAUCAGGUGUGGCAAGUGAAAACAUCUCACAGGAAAAGUUAACAGUACUUGCAAAAUGAAGGUUUUCUCAGCUCUGUGUUUGCUGGCUGUGGUAGCCGCGGUCAUCGCUGCUCCUAGCGACCCGGCUGUGCUAGUGCCCCACGUGUCCCCAACUGCCCACAGCAAGUCCAGCGUCAGUGCCUCAGUACACGACACGGAGAGCCAUGAAGAACCUGCCUCCACAGACGAGGACGAACACGUGUUUGGAGGUUCUCGUCACACAGUCGUCGACAGUGAGGACUAUAGCGUUGCACCGAGUCCCGACCAUGGAGUUUUCGGAAGUCGAUCCACCAAAACUGUUACUUUGGAGGCUAAUCAUCCCGUUGCUGGCAACCCGGCUGUGCUAGUGCCCCACGUGUCCCCAACUGCCCACAGCGAGUCCAGCGUCGGUGCCUCACUACACGUCUCGGAGAACCAUGGACAACCUGCCUCCACAGACGAGGACGAACAUGCGUUGGGAGGUUCUCGUCACACAGUCGUCGGUAGUGUUGCAUCGAGUCCCGAACAUGGAGUUCUCGGAAGUCGAUCCACCAGAUCUGUUACUUUGGAGGCUAACCACACCGUUACUGGACACAACGCCACCAGCCCCCGCGCCGAGACCUCCGUCAGCAGCGCCACCUCGAGGCCACACAGGCAGGAGAGCAGCACUCGCCGCAUGAUCCCUGUUCCUCUCGUUCUUCGUGGAGACGGCCCAGCCAGCGCUCGGGCACAGGUCGGACAUCCAUCUCUAACCGCUGUGACCCGCGGAGACGCCCAUGACGCUGAGGCAGCCACUGAGCACGAUGAGGAGGCACAUGAAUCGUCUGCCGAGAAAGAGGAUUCACAACAUAAGGCUUAGGUCAGUCACCAUUAAAAACAGCUUCGUCACUUGACCCAGCUUGACUUCCCGCGACCCUUACAGGGCAUUGCCACGAGGGUCCCCUGAGCGCUAUGCUCACCAACGCCACGUUUCAAAACAAAUGUAUAAACAAUAGCCCACCUAUAUUCUAUUCCUUUUUUUCCAUUUUUUGUCAACUUAUGACUGCCUUUGUCAUUUAAACGAGUACACUGUUACUUCAUAAUACCUCUGAGAAAAAAAAUGAUGUUCGUGUGAACAAAGCUCAAAGGGUUCGAACACGACUGGCUUGUGGAUCAACUGCUUUGCUUCGUUUACUCGAACACUUUUCAACAGUCUGUCUUCACUUGUGUGUUGUGUGUGAUAACACAUUAUUUCCUUUCAUCUGUAGAAUGUUCCCGUCUAGAUCUGUCUUUUCUUUUAGUAUUGUAUUUCCUUUUGUAUUAACUUUUCACGGUUAUUCGUCCUAUGUAAUUAACAGUGACCACCUAUUUGAUCAUUGUGUAUCUUGGACUGUUAAUUUUAUUGGUUGAUUAAUCUGUAAAAAACAAAAACAAAAUCUAAAUAAAGACCAGAUAUGUA